This is a messenger RNA of Bombus impatiens (common eastern bumble bee), 5336 nucleotides long. It is a transcript of the gene ninaC, whose product is annotated as neither inactivation nor afterpotential protein C. Gene Ontology annotation, cellular component: myosin complex. Gene Ontology annotation, molecular function: protein tyrosine kinase activity; protein binding; cytoskeletal motor activity. The transcript is spliced from 23 exons. The record is from RefSeq and is a predicted model, not a curated record. Gene Ontology annotation, biological process: protein phosphorylation. NCBI's taxonomy places the organism in Eukaryota, Metazoa, Arthropoda, Insecta, Hymenoptera, Apidae. The coding region runs from base 1 to 4761 and encodes 1586 amino acids.
AUGAGCGAGUACGGAUACGACAGGAGAGGUGGCAGGGAACAGCACAGACGCGGGGGAGGCAGAGGUGAGCACGAAGACGAUGUCGACGAUCGAGGAAGAAGCACCUUGCAGCGUUUCGAUAGCAUACAGGAUCCCGGAAAGCGUUAUCUGCUCAGAGAGUGCAUAGGUUCUGGCGUGUGCGGCGAUGUUUACGAAGCGAUCGAUCAACAAGCCGGAAACAAGAGAGUUGCCGUGAAGGUGCAGAAACUCACUCCUGAGUCACAAUCCCUGAUCAUCGAGGAAUACAAGAUUCUUCGUGACUUUGCGUCUCAUCCUAAUCUGCCAGACUUUUAUGGGAUUUAUCGCAGAAGAUCUGGCAAGAAGACCGAGUACGAUCAAAUAUGGUUCGUCAUGGAGCUCUGCGAGGGUGGCACUGUGAUGGAUCUCGUGCACGGUCUUCUAGCUAUGGACAAGAAAAUGCGCGAAGAACACAUAGGCUUUAUCUUGAAGGAGGUGAUCCAGGCGAUGGUUUAUCUCAACGAGCACAACGUGAUGCACCGUGAUAUUCGCGGCAGUAAUAUUUUACUGACCAAAGAAGGAGAAGUGAAGUUGGUCGAUUUUGGGCUAUCGAAGAUGUUCGAAGGUGAAAUGGGAAAGAGAUACACGUGUAUAGGAUCGCCGAGUUGGAUGGCACCGGAGGUGGCCAUGAGCAAAGGCAACAGCUCCGAAGGAUAUGGUAGCAGAGCCGAUGUUUGGGCGAUCGGAAUUACAGCGAUCGAGUUGGCUGACGGAAAGCCACCGUUUCAAGAUAUGCAUCCCACCAGAGCGUUGUUCCAAAUAGUUCGAAAUCCGCCGCCAAAUUUGUACAGACCGUCCAACUGGUCGCAAAAUUUUAACGACUUUAUCGCCGAAUGUCUCGAGAAAAAUCCUGAGAACAGACCGUUCAUGGCGGAAAUAGCCGAACACCCUUUUCUAGCGGAUUCAUCCGCGGACGAUUUUCUGCUAGCGAAGGAGAUCAAGAUAUUAAUGACGGACGUCUGUGCGAAAGGCAAACACGUGAGAAGACCGGAAGUAAUAGUUCGAAAGGGUUUCCUGAAGACUCAUCAAACAGACCCUCUAGAACCUAUGUUCAUGGAAGAUCUAGCCGCUCUCGAGACGCUCACGGAAGAUACGAUUUUGGACGAACUACACGAGAGAUUGCGGCAAGGUUACUACCACAGCUUUAUUGGCGAUAUCCUUUUGAUUUUAAAUCCGAACGAGCAACAGGACAUUUACGGGUCCGAUUAUCACACGAAAUACCAAUUCAAGUCGCGAUCGGAUAACGCGCCUCACAUAUACUCUGUAGCCGACAGCGCCUACCAAGACGUGCUGCACAACGAAGAGGCUCAACAUAUUUUACUAGCCGGCGAGAGCAAUUCGGGGAAAACGACCAACCUGAUGCACCUUGUCCGACAUCUCAUGUAUCUAGGAAAAAGCUUGCAAGACAUCGGGGCGAGAUUAAUGCGAGCUAUUAAAGUGAUUCACGCUUUCAGCAACGCUGCCACGCCUCUGAAUCCUAAUUCGACCAGGUGCGUGCUAGAACUGGAGACAACAUACGGAAGUUCUGGGAAAGCCUCCGGCGCCAUAUUUUGGUUAUAUCAGUUAGAGAAGUGGCGAGUUUCUACCCGCGACAGGAAUCAAUCGAAUUUUCACGUGCUGUACUACUUUUACGACGGCCUCGACGCCAUAAGCAAGUUGAAACAGUAUCAUCUACCACCGGGAAGAAGGAUGCGAUACCUCAGAAUAAGCGAGAAGGGAACGGAGAGGAAACGAUCGUUCAAAGUUCGAAACGAUCCACGCGGGAACGUGGCUAAGUUCGAAGAACUGAAGGAAAAUCUGACAAUCUUAGAAAUGGAAGAGUAUUGCGAAACUAUCUGGAAGAUAUUAGCAGCGAUUUUAAAUCUGGGAGAAAUUCGUUUCGUCGAAGGUAACAACGGGGAAGCUGACAUGGACAACCACGAUGCGGCCAACAGAGUUGCCCAACUUCUUGACCUAGACGAAAAGAAAUUUAAUUGGGCGUUGCUUAAUUAUUGCGUGAUCGUAAAGGGAAAUGCCGUACGUAGAAGGCACAGUUGCGAGGAAGCGAAAGAAGCGAGGGACGUAUUGGCUAACACGAUCUAUCAGCGAUUGGUCGACUGGAUAACGAAUACUAUCAACUUCAAGUUUACGGUUACUCGUGCUCUAUUCGGUGACAAAUAUGCGAUUAACAUAAUGGACAUGUUUGGAUUCGAGUGCUUCGCGACCAACCGACUCGAGCAGUUAGUGGUAAACACCAUGAACGAACAAAUGCAGUGUUAUUACAACCAAAGGAUAUUCGCUUGGGAAAUGCAAGAACAAGAAGAAGAGGAUAUACCGAUGCAACGUUUGCACUUUUACGACAACAAAGACGCGAUAGAUCAAUUAAUGAGCAGAGACAGAGGUUUAUUCAGUAUAAUCGAUAAUGCAUCGAAAAAUAUGCUCGAUUAUCAAUAUAUCAUAAACAAAAUCCAGCAACGAUCGAGCAAUGUUUAUAUAAAAGCGGUGAGUUCUCACGAAUUUACGGUCGCUCAUUACACAGGGAAAUUGCUUUACGACGCUAGCGAGAUUGCCGAGAAGAAUCGCGACUUUCUUCCUCCGGAAAUAAUCGAAACGUUCAGGCAAUCGUCCAUCGAAACCGUGAAAGAAAUGUUCACGAACAAACUGACGAAAGCUGGGAAUUUGACCGUUGUCGUUGACCAUCCGAAAAUUGCGGAAAAGAAGACGAGCAAAGGCAAAUGGGGCGCGCUCAUGCAGGAAACGUCGAAACCAAGGAGGUAUAACACCGCAUCCCGAGGGCAAUACUCGCAGACACGGAAAUUGAGAACGUGCGCGGCUACCUUUAAAUCCACCAGCCUCGAAAUCCUUAAGAACCUUUCGGCAGGUGGCGGAAGUAGUGGUAUCCAUUUCAUCAGGUGCAUAAGAUCCGAUCUCGAAGGGGCGCCUCGUGGUUUUUAUCGAGACGUUGUCAGACAACAGAUCAGAGCGUUGGCUGUCCUUGACACUGCCAGAGCCAGGCAACGUGGUUACCCGCAUAGAAUAUCUUUCCCAGAAUUUCUUCGAAGGUAUCAAUUCCUGGCUUUCGAUUUCGACGAGAAUGUCGAAAUUACCAAAGACAACUGUCGAUUGCUACUGAUCAGAUUAAAAAUGGAAGGCUGGAUAAUUGGGAAAACUAAAGUGUUUCUGAAGUAUUACAACGAAGAAUACCUUUCGAGAUUGUACGAGACUCAGGUGAAAAAGAUAGUAAAAGUUCAAUGCAUGAUGAGGGCCUUUUUGGCACGCAAAAACAUGGCGUCGAAGAUCACGAAGAGCGUAAAGAAAGAAGUUGUGAAGAAAGCGUCUAUAAACAAGAACGAAUCGGUGGACAUGUCGGAAGAUCAGGCAGCGUUGAUGAUUCAAAAAGCAUACAGGGGGCACGUAGUGAGGAAGGAGACAGCACCUCUUCUGGGAAAGGGGAAGAUGGAUCCGGAAACGAUGGACAUGAUGAAAUUCUACAGCAGCAAGUGGAGGUCGAAGAGCGUGUUCCAAGUCCUCCUACGUUACCGUGCAGCCCGCUAUCAAGACCUCGUGCAGUUCUCGCAACAAGUGCAUCUGUUCAAUCAAGCGAUAGUAGCAUCUCUCACGACGACGAAUGAACAAAUAUCCAUAGAUCGAGUAGAUACAAACGUUUCCACGUCCGCGUAUUUAGGCCAGUUAAAACCACCCCAAGUGCACAAGUUACCUUUCAACUUUCAUCAAGAGUUACCUUUUCCCGAUACGAAGAGUGGAAUGAGAGGUGUUGGAUCCGCGUCGUCAUCGGCGUCUGACGAUGAGCACGAAGCCUGGGACGCGCCAUUACGGAGACAAACAGUGCCGUGGGCCAACAGGAAGAGUCGUACCAGAGACGUCGAGGUUCAAACAACGAACUCGCCACAGCGAGUGGCGCAUUCGGGCACCGAGGGACAGAGUCUGAUCGACACUCCGUUUUCCAGAGACCCGAAUAUCUCGGUCCGAUGUCCACCCGAAGAGUCGUCCCAGAACAGAAUGGGUAACUCUGGAUUUCAACAUCAUUCGAGCAAUCGUAGUCCUGUACCUUCUGCUAACGCUCAUAAUCCUCGCUCAAAUUACGAUAGUACCGGAUCGAUACGCUCUAGAAAACACGCACCGCCUCCACCUGUUCCGUUCAAUCAAUCGCAACCACCCUUGACGCGCAACGUCGACAAUUAUAGCUCGGAUAUUCGAAGUAAAAGCAACGUAGAUACCGGCAGCCACGAUUGGGAAUACGAGGAUAAAACUAACAGGAGUAGCGGCAAUGCCAAUCGCAUCAAUCCGAUUCAGGAACUACAGAUGAUCGGUCGUAAAAGUAACACUGACGGUAACGAAGACAGCGAUGAACCACCAUUCAACUUUCAGGCGAUGUUGAGAAAAACGAGCCAUCAUCGAGCGUCGAUGAAGCGUACACCCGUUUACGACAGCUACUCUCAUUCUCCGUCACCACUGCCAGGUUCAGGAUAUCGUGGGAAUCGCGAAAACGAGUCACACGUUGUAUACAGAAGCGGAGGUAGUCGCAGAGAUUCUCCCGAAUGGAGUCCCAAUGAAAUGGUCAGAAUGUCUGAAAAAUAUGCGAAGGAGGGAGCCUGGGGAGAAGAUCGGACGGGUACCGGGGGUCGAAGCAACGUGGUCUCGGAAAGUGUCACCGAAGAAAUUGCACCGGGAAUCGUUAUCGAAGGUUACGUGGCCGAAUUGUAAAAUUCGAGCCAACGACGAAAACUCCUUAUGUAUCGAACCACGGUAAAAACUGGACUAGUUGGAAUUGCUAAUACCACGAGAAAAAAAGAGAAGCCUGCAAGGUACCUGUAGCUGUCCCGAUGGAAACAAAUGCACGACUCGUAUGAUUUGAAAGAACGAUACCCAAUCCACUAACGUUGCUGACUCGGAGAGAAAUUUUUUUAUCCACAAAUAUGUACAUACGUAUAUUUUUUUAAUACUUUUCUUCUUUUGUCUUUUAAGUGGAAACAAGUUACCGCAACGAUUCGACGAUAAACUUCUUUUGUAACUUUCAUUCGCGCCCCGAGCGACCAUCGCCACUUUUGUCCGACGUACGAUAAUUUUCAUCGAAUGGUUCGUUUUUCUAUCUGCCUGUCUUCUCCAACAGUUAGCAAUGCUCCUUACCAAUGUGCGAUAUAUGACCAUUAUUUUUUUAUUGGCCUCGACAAAUAUACACACACACAUACACGCAAACAUACACUCUUGUUCAACCGUUAACGGGUGUUUACAUUAUUACAAAACGAAAGAAAUAAUAAUAAUAACAGGAAAUCAUUUUU